This is a messenger RNA of Lotus japonicus, 333 nucleotides long. Its product is annotated as protein RALF-like 19. Lineage: Eukaryota; Viridiplantae; Streptophyta; Magnoliopsida; Fabales; Fabaceae. The record is from RefSeq and is a predicted model, not a curated record. The transcript has a single exon. The coding region runs from base 1 to 333 and encodes 110 amino acids.
AUGAACUUCAAGCCAUGGCUUGCACUCCUCAUUCUAGCCACCAUGGCCUUGGCCAUGGCGGCGGAAGCCUCCAAAGUUCAUGAUUUCGGGUAUUAUGGCGUUGUGGGCGAUGUCAUAGGAGAGGACAAUGAAAUGUUGUUGGACUCUGAGGCGAGUCGUCGAACACUUAGAGGGCGUCGAGGAUACAUUAGCUACGGAGCUUUGAAAGCCGGUCAAGUGCCAUGUGGAAGGCGUGGACGUUCCUACUACAAUUGCCAACAAAGGGGUAGGGCCAACCCUUACCGUCGUGGUUGCACUGCCGCGACACACUGCGCCAGAAACCUUAAUAAUUAA